Anisakis simplex (herring worm) is the source of this 249-nucleotide messenger RNA. NCBI's taxonomy places the organism in Eukaryota, Metazoa, Nematoda, Chromadorea, Rhabditida, Anisakidae. The record is from the annotation of a GenBank genome assembly.
AUGGCUUAUAAAGGCUUCGUUCGACCCGCGUCGCUACUUCUGGAGCCAAUUAUCAUUACAAGUCCAGAUGUGACUCUAUUGCAAAAUAUUUCUGCAGUCAUCACAAAAAAUAUUGCCGGACCGAACAAACGGUUCACCAGAUAUUCACCGAGGGAAAACGAUAUCGAUGAGAAUUCAGAAGCACCAAAGGCUCAGGUUCAAUUAUUCGAUGGUGGAACGGGCGAAUCAAGAACAUCGUAUAGGUGUUAG